This is a messenger RNA of Schizophyllum commune H4-8, 1686 nucleotides long. RefSeq names its product alpha/beta-hydrolase. The transcript is spliced from 15 exons. The record is from RefSeq and is a predicted model, not a curated record. Gene Ontology annotation, molecular function: peptidase activity. Bases 16 to 1392 code for a protein of 458 amino acids. Lineage: Eukaryota; Fungi; Basidiomycota; Agaricomycetes; Agaricales; Schizophyllaceae. Gene Ontology annotation, biological process: proteolysis.
CGCAUUCCACCCACCAUGCCUCCCGCUGCUUUCUACCCCCUACGUGAUGAGGACGCCGAAUCGUACAUCAUCACUGAUGGGUUGAAGGUCAUUGAGCGAUUCUUCACCUUGCCACUUGAUUAUGGGAAUCCGGAGGGAUUGAAGAUACGAGUAUUCGCGCGGAACUUGUUCUCAAUUGACCAAGCAAAGACUCCGGAGGAGCAAGCUGCGCUCCCUUACUUGGUCUACCUCCAAGGAGGUCCUGGGUUCGAAUGCGAUGUGCUUACCGUGUCUGGGAUGGCGUCGGAGCUCCAUAGCCGCGGCUAUCAGACGCUCUGGUUGGACCAGCGCGGGACUGGCUUGAGCACGCCGCUGUCUGCAGAGGUUCUGCAAGGGAAAAGCGACAAGGAGAUUGCAGAGUAUUGCAAGCACUUCCGCGCAGACAAUAUAGUUCGCGACUGCGAAGCCAUCCGCGAGGCUCUCAUCGGACACAAGGACGAUCCGGAGCAACGCAAAUGGACGAUACUCGGUCAAAGCUUCGGCGGAUUCUGCGCAUUCACAUACCUUUCGUUCUUCCCGGAUAGCCUGAAGGAGGUUUUCACUACGGGAGGUAUACCGCCCCUGCUGCUCGACGAUCCUGUCGCCAAUUAUGAGGCGACUGCCAAGCAGGUCGCCGAGAGGAACAAGAUUUACUACGAGAAGUAUCCGCAAGAUAUUAAGAGGGUACGGCAGAUCCUGCGUUACCUGGAGGCGAACAACAUCACACUUCCCAGCGGCGGGAGGCUAUCUGUCCAGCGCUUCCAGGCCCUGGGCAUAGCUUUUGGAGCGAAGAAUGGCAUCGACACUAUCCAUCAACUGGUGCUGAGAGCGACGAAUGACCUCGAAAUCCAUGGCAUACUCACCUAUCACCUUUUAAGCCGCGUCGAAGCGGGCCACUCAUUCGACCAGAACCCAAUUUACUUCAUCUUGCACGAGCCCAUAUAUUGCUCAGGGAAACCCGCGCAGUGGGCAGCCUCGCGCGUUCUGAAGAACAAGCCGCAAUUCCUGUGGGCCGAGCAGAAGGACAAGGAAGACCAGCCGGUGUACUUCACGGGUGAAAUGAUCUUCCCGGAAAUGUUGGACGACUUCGUGAACCUGCGUCCACUAAAGGGCGCUGCGCAUCUCCUCGCAGAGAAAGCGGACUGGCCAGCGCUCUAUGAUCGUGAGCGUCUUUCAAAGAAUAAAGUCAAGGUGACCUCGGCGACCUACUUCACGGACAUGUAUGUGCCUUUCGACCUCGUGCAGGAAGUUGUUGCGGCCGUGCCAAAUGUUGAGCAAUGGAUCACCAACCAGCAUUUCCAUUCCGCGGUACGACAAGAUCCCAAGGGAGUGUUCGACAUGUUGUUCAGGCUGAGCAAGCGCGAGCGGGACUAAACAAUACGAAAGAUCGUCGAGUACCUGCGUAGUAGCGUCUCCAUGUAAUGUAGAAAAGCCAGACGCACCUCAAAUUCGGCCGUUCCACACAAGCCGGUGACGGAGAGAGCAUAGUAACGAGCUGGCUGUCGUUAAAUAAUAGCAUUGCGACACGGUAGCGUACAUCCCGCCAAAGUCCUUUUCCAGUUGUCCGCCCGCCCUCGUCACGAUGCGUACACUUCAGCCCUAGAGCUCCGCGUUCGACCUGACGAACGAUCCUCCGUCCCGAGCGACGAGGUCUGAUGGGCGAAGAUU